GACCGUCGGAACCGUAACGCAAAACUCACACUUAAAUUUAAAUUCAAAUAUUAAAUUUAAAACUUAAUACGUUAAUGGCGUAUUUCGUACUCCUCCUCUAAACUGUUUGUGCCAGUGUGUCAAAAGUGUAAAGAAAAUCAAAAAUAAAGUGUGUUCGUUUUAAUCAAAAAUUAAUAAAUCUAUUACGUGUCUGGGAGCAUUAGCUCCGUCACUGUUUUAACAAACUAGUUGGCACAAUCGCUGCAGAAAAUAUUUAUACUUCUUUAGCAAAAAGCCAUUAAAUUUAUUGAGUGCAGUUUGGCGUACAAUAUGAUGGACGUUAGCAGCAUGUACGGCAACCAUCCGCAUCAUCAUCCACAUGCCGCUGCCUCGGCCUACGAUGGCUACGGCAGCAACUACUUUCCCUCGCCGACCCACCAUCUGCAGCAGCAGCAACAGCAACAACAGCAGCAGCAGCAGCAACACCAGCAACAACUGCAGCAGCAGGUGCAACAACAACAGCAGCAGCAACACCAACAGCAGCAACAUCAGCAACAACUGACCUACAAUGGCUACGAUAGCAACUCGCCCAACUACUAUCAACAACAGCAACAGCUCACGCCACCGCCAACCCAACACCAGCUGCAACAUCCUCUGGCUCAGCAGCAGCAACAACAACAGCAACAGCAACAACUCUAUCCGCAUUCGCAUCUCUUCAGUCCCAGUGCAGCGGAAUAUGGCAUCACAACCUCGACCAGUGGAGGAGCAGGAGCAUCUAACAGCACGCCAUUGCAUCCCACAAGCCAUUCACCUGCCGAUUCUUACUACGAAAGCGAUUCGGUGCACUCUUACUAUGCCACAGCAGCGGUGGCAACUGUGCCGCCUCCUGCCAACAAUUCGCCGGUCACAGCAGCCAAUGCCACACAACAGCAACAACAGCAGCAGCAACAACAGCAGCAACAGUCACUUGAUGCGCAUGCGCCCAUCAUCAGCUCUGAGAAUGGCAUGAUGUACACCAAUCUGGACUGUCUCUAUUCGCCCAGUGUGGCACAGCAGGCGCAGACGCAACCUCUGGGCUAUGGCGGCCAGAUGGAGGAGAAGUACGCGGCAGUGUUGCAUGCAGGAUACGCAGCAGCGCCACCGGGAUUGCUGCUCGAGGAUCAGGAUCCCAUGAUGCAGCUGGCUGCUGCCGGGCAGCAGCAGACUACGCCACAAAUGUGGCAUCAUCAUCAGCACAUGGGCGGUGGCUAUCCAUUGGAUGCGGGCAUUGCCAUGGACUAUCCACAUGCGCAUUUGCAUCACACGCUCAGUCAUGGUCAUCUGGCCAGUUUGACCAGCAGUGCUCAGCAGGCGCAGCAACAACAUCUGCAACAACAGCAGCAGCAACAGCAGCAGCAACAACAACAGCAGCAGCAGGCAAAUGGCAACCAGGUUGUGCCACAGCAUGCACUCUCUCCCAACGGUUCAAGCAGUUGCAUGAGCAUGUCCCGCAAUCAACGCGGCGGUGGCGUCACAUCGCCUGGCAGUUCCACCUCAUCCUCAACAGCAUCGGCAUCGGCGGGCAACAAUGCGUCGCACCAAUCGAGCUCACAAUCAAAAUCGCCAAAUCAUGCGCCCAACAUUCCGACCUACAAAUGGAUGCAGCUCAAACGGAAUGUUCCCAAGCCACAAGCACCGAAACUACCUGCCAACAUCAGCAACAUGCACGAUUACCAACUCAAUGGUCAUCUCGACAUGUGCCGCGCCGGCAACGUUGGCGGCACCUCCGCCGUCUUGCCCAUUCAGAAUCCCCUGCUGCUGUCCAGCAAUCCAACUUCAGGCAGUGCAUCUAGCGGCCUGGGCGUGGGCCUCACCACUGGCAAUGGCGGUGGUGCUGCCGGCUCUGUGGCUGGCCUCAGCAGCUGCAGCCUGUCGUCCACCAACAACUCGGGUCGCACCAACUUCACAAACAAGCAACUGACCGAGCUGGAGAAGGAGUUUCACUUUAAUCGCUACUUGACGCGCGCCCGACGCAUCGAAAUCGCCAAUACGCUGCAGCUAAACGAGACGCAGGUCAAAAUCUGGUUCCAGAAUCGUCGCAUGAAGCAAAAGAAACGCGUCAAGGAAGGUCUCAUUCCGGCGGACAUUCUAACGCAGCACAGCGCACCCGUGAUAACUGAAAAGCAGCCCCAGCAACAGCAGCACCAACAACACCAACAGCAACAGCAGCAACAACAACAACAGCAGCAAACCGAGUUGAAGGCUUCUGAAUUGGUCAGCAGUGAAUUGGCAACAACAGCAGCAACAGCGGCAGCAGCAGCAGCAACAGCAACAACAGCAGCCAAACAAAGUUGAACAAUUUCGAUUGUUGCUGUUUGUUGUUAUUGUUGUUAUUGCUAUGUUAUAGGUGCUGCUGUUGUUGUUGUUAUUCUUAUUGUGGUUGUUAUUGUUGUUGGUUUUUGUUGUUAUAUUAUGUUGUGUGAAAUUGCCAAAUGUCGACCGCAUUUUGUUGUGAUAAUUAAAUAGAAAAAAAUGGCAAAAAAUUAACAAAUUUCAAAUAAAACAA
Drosophila albomicans is the source of this 2524-nucleotide messenger RNA. RefSeq names its product homeotic protein labial. Gene Ontology annotation, biological process: regulation of transcription by RNA polymerase II. The transcript is spliced from 4 exons. Gene Ontology annotation, molecular function: DNA-binding transcription factor activity, RNA polymerase II-specific; RNA polymerase II cis-regulatory region sequence-specific DNA binding. Gene Ontology annotation, cellular component: nucleus. The record is from RefSeq and is a predicted model, not a curated record. Bases 310 to 2313 code for a protein of 667 amino acids. NCBI's taxonomy places the organism in Eukaryota, Metazoa, Arthropoda, Insecta, Diptera, Drosophilidae.